Molecule: messenger RNA, 2100 nt
Organism: Sitodiplosis mosellana (orange wheat blossom midge)
Lineage: Eukaryota; Metazoa; Arthropoda; Insecta; Diptera; Cecidomyiidae
Gene: Dus3
Product: tRNA-dihydrouridine(47) synthase [NAD(P)(+)]-like
Exons: 7
Coding region: 115-1938 (607 amino acids)
Biological process (GO): tRNA processing
Molecular function (GO): RNA binding; flavin adenine dinucleotide binding; metal ion binding
Source: RefSeq, a predicted model, not a curated record
GUCAAAACGGAAUCACAAACAUAACCUCAAACUUAUCCGUCAAAACAAAAGCACACGGAUUUGAGUCUAUCUGGAACGAGAAUCAUAAAUUGAAUUAAUUUUUCGUGUUCUAAAAUGGAUGGAAUCUGUCGAGUGAAGUCUGAGUUCAUUGUUCCCAAAACUGCAAAAAAUACUGAUACACCGGAGACGGGCACAUGUUCUGAAGACAGCAAAAAUACCGCUACGGCUGAUACCAUCGAAAAUGGUAGCGAUGCACAGCAACCACCGCAGAAAAAGAAGCGGCUCAGCAAUAGAGAGUACAAAAGAUUGAUGAAGGGACAGAAUAAGGCCCGACCACUUCCAUUCCGUGUGAACAAAGAAGCCAAUCUCUGUAGUGCACUGUACAAUGGCCCCGAUGCGGCAAAGGUGUGUGGAUUCGUAAACUGUAAAUAUAUUCAUGAUUUGGAUCAGUACUUUGCCGAGAAACCGGAAGAUAUUGGACCGGUGUGCCAAGUGUACUCGACAAAAGGAUUCUGCCCAAGAGGAUUGACGUGUCGAUUUGCUAAAAAUCAUCUUGACGAAAAUCGUAAUAAUGUCAAACAAGAUUGGUAUGACGAAGCCAAGGCGAAUGAUUCCGUUAAUUUCAUGACAACAGAUAUUUUGACACCGUUGCGUAAAAGAACGUAUAAUUUUGAUCGCGCCAAGGAGAUCGCAAAGAAAUAUUUCCACAAAUCGAGUGAAACAUCUGAAAAAGAGCCACAGUCCAGUUGCUGUCCAACAGAGGAAAAAGAAUGCACUGAUACGAGUGAAGCAAGAUCUGAGAAGAAAUUGGGCUAUGCACCGGACUAUGAUGUGGUCAAAGAGCGUCCUGCCGAAAAGCGAAAAGUAGAUUUCAGUAAUAAAUUGGUGUUGAGCCCCUUGACCACCGUUGGAAAUUUGCCAUUUCGACGAAUAUGCAAGGAGUUUGGGGCGGACAUAACGUGCGGUGAAAUGGCAUGCGUGGUGCCACUUUUAAAUGGGCUUGCACCAGAAUGGGCUCUAACUCGUCGCCAUAAAUCUGAAGAUGUAUUCGGCGUUCAACUCUGUGGCAACAAUGCAGAGCUAAUCACAUGUGCUGCGCAGCUAUUAAGUGAAAAAUUCGACGUUGACUUUAUUGAUCUGAAUAUUGGUUGUCCAAUCGAUUUGAUUUACAGUCAGGGAGCAGGCAGUGCAUUGAUCAGACGUCAGAAUAUACUCGAAUCAAUCGUGCGUAGUUCGUCGGAGGUGUUGAAGGGCAUACCGUUCACAGUGAAAACUCGCACUGGAAUUUACACCAACAAAAGUGUGGCCCAUGAAUUGGUGCCAAAGUUUGAGGAAUGGGGAGCCAAAGCGGUUACAAUCCAUGGCCGUUCACGUGAGAUGCGCUAUUCAAAGAAUUCCGAUUGGCAGUACAUUGAACAAUGUGCUCAGGCAGCCAAAUCUAUUCCAGUUAUCGGGAAUGGAGAUGUGCUUAGCUACGAUGACUAUGUUGAAUGCAAGAAAGUCGCACCAACUGUUUCCAGCGUGAUGAUUGGUCGUGGAGCUUUGUACAAGCCAUGGAUAUUCCAAGAGAUAAAGGAACAAAGACACAUUGACCUUUCCAGCAGCGAACGAUUCGAGAUAAUGAGAAAAUACGUCAACUAUGGGCUGGAUCAUUGGGGUUCAGAUACUAAGGGUGUCGAGAACACAAGAAGAUUUUUGCUCGAGUGGCAAUCAUUUUUGCAUCGAUAUGUUCCGUAUGGACUCCUCGAAAGUCCACCGCAGAAAAUCAAUCAACGACCCAUCGCAUAUCGUGGCAGAGAUGAAAUGGAAACGCUAAUGGCAUCGUCCAACUGUGCUGACUGGAUCAAAAUAAGCGAAAUGUUGUUGGGCAAAGUGCCGGAUGGUUUUAACUUCAUACCGAAACACAAAGCAAACUCAGUCACUGAAUCUAAUGGCUAAAAUAUUCAUGUUUGUUUGAUCUUAUCUAUUGGACCACCUAAAAUCUACAUAUGUACAUUGUACAAUUUGUAAAAUCAUUUCGUAUGAACUAAUAGCUAUUGUACAAAAAAAGUCGUUUAUUCUAAAAAAUUUUUUAUUAAAAAUUCAUUUCACUCUCCAGUA